AUGUCUCUGCUUCUUUUCUGGGUCUUAGAAUAUCAUCAAUGUACGACUGGGACAGCCAUCAAGGCAGCCAUUCUGAUUCAGAGGUGGUAUCGCCAGUAUGUAGCCCGGCUGGAGCUUCGCAGGAGGUGCACCUGGACCAUCUUUCAAUCCAUUGAGUACGCAGGGGAGCAGGACCAGAUCAAGCUCCAUAACUUCUUUAGCUGUUUGUUGGAUCACUUUACUCCACCUUGUAGUAAAGAGCAAGGUCUUACUUCCCGCAUUAUUACUCAGACAGAUGAGACAUGCAAGGUUAAUCUGUCUGCCUAUGAUUUCAUCGAGGUUUCAGACUCCUACAUCGGACCCCAGCUCUGUUUCCCUCUGACACCUGCUCACGUCACUGCCUUACUGGAAGCCUUCAAAAAAAAACAACAGCGACUACAUGCUCGCUAUGUAUUGCAACUUCUGAGUGAAACUAGGAAACAUCUGGAGCAUUUGCCAAAUAUCAACCAGGUCUCCACCUGCUACAGCAAGGAGAUUACUAUCUGUGGUGACUUGCAUGGCAAAUUGGAUGAUUUAUUUUUAAUAUUCUACAAGAAUGGGCUUCCAUCUCCAGAGAAGGUGUAUGUCUUUAAUGGAGACUUUGUUGACAGAGGGAAGCAUUCUAUUGAGAUUCUCCUGAUCCUGUUUGCUUUUCUACUUGUCUAUCCAAAAGGAAUCUAUUUAAACAGAGGCAACCAUGAAGAUCAUAUCAUUAAUUUAAGGUAUGGAUUCACAAAAGAAGUGAUGCAAAAAUACCAGGUGCACGGAACUAGAAUAUUGAAAUUACUACAGAGCGUAUUCAGUUGGUUGCCAUUAGCCACUGUCAUAGAUGAAAAGGUUUUGAUUAUACAUGGAGGUAUUUCAGAAACAACAGAUUUGAACUUCUUGGGCAAAAUUGACAGACAUAAGUAUGUUUCAACCUUGAAGCCACCUGAAAGGAGGAAAAUCGGAUGGAACAAACAUGCCUCAGAUCAGGAGCAAUACUUUAGUGAGAACAGUCAGCACCAUGUGAAGCCCAAUCAAACUCCAAGGAAUAAUUCCGUUUCUGACAUCUUUAGUCUUUGUGCUCAUACAGACGACAAUCUGAGGAGGAAGAGUUCUAGCACAAUAUAUGUCAAGAGAAAAGAAAUCACUAAAAGAGUGCAGCGUUCAGUUGAAGAGGAAAUAGACAAAUGCCGAAGUCAAGUGGGCUUCAGCAAUCUGUAUGAAGAUCCCAAAUCACUAACACUACCAGAUUCAGAUCCUUGUGAAUUCUUUGACUCAGAUGAGCAUGAAAGGAAGCAGAUUGUGGACAUUUUAUGGAGUGACCCAAUGCAUCAGGAAGGCUGCAUCGCAAACUCCGUCAGAGGAGGCGGGUGUUACUUCGGACCCGAUGUGACGGAGAAGAUCCUGCGAAAGCACAAUUUGCAAUUCUUGAUCAGGUCCCAUGAGUGCAAACAAGAGGGUUACGAGUACUGCCACAACCAAAAGGUCUUGACCAUAUUUUCUGCUUCGAACUAUUAUGAAAUUGGCAGCAACAGAGGAGCUUAUGUGAAGCUUGGGCCCGACCUCGUUCCCCACUUCAUGCAAUAUCAGGUCAAUCAAAGCACUCGCAAGCUAACCUUGAGGCAAAGAGUGAGCAGGAUUGAGAGGUCAGCACUGGGAGCUCUGCAAGAGAAAAUUUUUGCCCACAAAUCGGAUCUCAUCAGUGCUUUUAAGCAUUAUGACAAGGAUAAAACAGGUCAAAUAUCCUUGAAUGACUGGGCAAAUGCUCUUGAAUCCAUUUUGGGUUUGGGUCUGCCUUGGCGUGUCUUGCGAUCCCAACUUGUGCCUAGUGCUCCCAAUGGUCUUCUGAAUUUUUAUUUAUGGUUUGAUGACUUUGCCCAAGAGAAACCCAUUGUGCAGCACAUACAACCCAGUCUGAUGGAAAUGCUUUACAAAAGCAUGUCUGAACUGGAAACCAUUUUUCAAAUUAUUGACAGCGACCACUCUGGCCAGAUCUCAUAUGAGGAAUUUAAAAAAACAUGGAAACUCCUUAGUUCUCACCUUCAGAUCGAGUUAAGCGAUGAAGCAAUUAGUAAUCUGGCUCGCAGCAUGGACUUCAAUAAGGAUGGAAGCAUCGACAUUAAUGAGUUCCUUGAAGCUUUCCGUCUGGUCGAUAAAUCCAAUUGCAAGGACUGA
Messenger RNA from Hypanus sabinus (Atlantic stingray), 2178 nucleotides. It is a transcript of the gene ppef2a, whose product is annotated as protein phosphatase with EF-hand domain 2a. The record is from RefSeq and is a predicted model, not a curated record. Gene Ontology annotation, molecular function: Hsp90 protein binding; iron ion binding; protein serine/threonine phosphatase activity. Bases 1 to 2178 code for a protein of 725 amino acids. The transcript is spliced from 16 exons. NCBI's taxonomy places the organism in Eukaryota, Metazoa, Chordata, Chondrichthyes, Myliobatiformes, Dasyatidae. Gene Ontology annotation, biological process: negative regulation of MAPK cascade; detection of stimulus involved in sensory perception. Gene Ontology annotation, cellular component: cytosol; nucleus.